Messenger RNA from Argentina anserina (silverweed cinquefoil), 2702 nucleotides. RefSeq lists its product as uncharacterized. Lineage: Eukaryota; Viridiplantae; Streptophyta; Magnoliopsida; Rosales; Rosaceae. The record is from RefSeq and is a predicted model, not a curated record.
UUCGUAGAAUUACAGUAUAUCAGAUUCUCUUGUUAGAUUACUAACAUCAAAAGAUAAUGUACCAUUAAUAUACAUAUACACAUGAAUUCUAUAGAAGUACAAGCAACGAUCAGAGCAAAAUAGCACAACCAGGGGAGUAAUAAAAUCAUAACCUUUGUUGCAUUGUCAAAAUUCUUCCUUGGGUCUCAUAAAAGGAACACAGGCAUAUUUUGUGUGUGAGCAAUCGUGGUUGUAAUUCAAUAGCAUUCACAGGCUAAACAGCCUGAUAGAUUGUUGAACUUCAAACUAACUGCCACUCACAGAAACACAAACAAUCGACCAAAAGCCAAAUGACAAGUCCUAAAACACCAAACGUAAUUUAGGGGGGUGUAUUCAAUUAAGAUUCUAUGAGAUUUUUUUGUAUUUCAAAAGUCUAUAGGUAUUCAAUUCAGAUUUUCAAAAGUCCUUAAAAGUCUGUUGGUAUUCAAUUAGGAUUUAAAAAUAUCCAUCAAAUUCCCAUGAUAUUCAAAAGUUAGUAGACUUUCAAAGACUCUAUUAUCUCAUUGAUUUUGUAGGAUUGUUUAGUGCUUACUAUAAAUACCAAAACCCUAAAGAAAUCUUGCCACACCACAAGAGAUUUUGACGUAUUCUAUUUCUUCACUUCGAAGAUGAAACAUCAACAUCAAGAGGAGAAGAUGAACUGACCUUGACAGACGGUGACCUCAACGUUUCUCCUUUCUCUGAUAACCAAUUGGUACUUGCUCUUUCUCAUUAUAUAUUCUUUUUUGUUAUCUAGCUCGUUUCAUAUUUAUUGAUUAUGAGAAUUGUGAAUUAGAUCUUUUACUUUAUUUCUUAUGUUGGAAUAGAUAAUCUGUGUUUGUAAUAUGACAAAAUUUUGAUCUUUUGAUCGUGAGAGAACUAGUACAUGAUUAUGAGAGAAGUAGUAACAUUAUAUAUAUAUAUAUAUAUAUAUAAUUGCAUUCUAUCUUUCGACUUCUUCCGGAUUGAAAAGUCAUAAAGCAAUAUAGCUCAUAGUGAUUAAAAUGGUUAUAUAUAUAAGGUAGAAGAUGGUGAUCAUCAUGUAGUCAUUUACUUUAACUUGGUAAUGAUUAUGAUUCAAGUUUUAUGUGGCAAAAAGUCUUAUCUUUGUAAUCAAAUGUAUUAUUUUUUUUCAUGAAUUUGAAGGAGCCGUGGGUACAAAGAGACUCUUUUUUCCACCAAUUUACUUACCCUAGUUCUGGGACAUAUGCCUUGCUCAUUUACCCUAACCUGCAUGAAGUCAAUCUUGAUACACAAGAAUUUCAUCCCCUUUUUGCUUCUCAUGUAAUAUUUCCUAAGGGGUUUUCAAUUAGGUUUGACAUAUAUUAGAUCGGCGUGCUUAGACAAAUAGAGCAUACUCCAAUAUAACUUGUGUUCCUUUAUAUACACAAGCUAUAUAUAUAUAUAUAUAUAUAUAUGCCUACUUGUAUCAAUGCUUGUUAUUGUCUCAAGCUAUGAUUUUUUGGCUACAGGGUAUUGUUUAAGUCUUUAAUAAAUGUUCACAAGCUCUAUCUUAUUUAUACAUUGCACUCUUUGUUUGGUGUUUGAUCAUAGUAUCAUAAUCUUCUCCUCUGUAACAUUUGGUCUCUUAAAUAUAAAAACAAAUACAUGCUUGGUUUUUCUUUUUUCAUAUCAUUUGUUUUGAGCAUGAAUACAUUGUAGUAUAUAUAAACUAAUAAAAAAUUUACUGUAUAUAAACUAGUCAUAUUACCAUGGGUGAUACUCAACAAGAUGUCAAAAAAAAAGGGAACUAUGAACAGUGGACUAAGGAAGAGAGCAAUGCAUUGUUAGAACUCAUGGUUGAUGGUGCCACUCGGGGAUGGCGUGACAAUAGUGGAAUUUUUACCAAGCAAACAGUAGAAGAAAUGAUACUUCCUGCUCUUAACAACAAACUUGGGUGUCAUAAGACCUACAACAAUUACCAAAGCCGAUUGAAAUGGUUUAAAAAAUGUUGGUCUGCUUAUAAUACUCUUUUCCGAUUCAGCUCUGGUUUUGGGUUUGACUCAAAUACAAAGAAGUUCACUGCAUCAGAUGAAGUAUGGGAAGAUUACAUAAAGGCUCACCCUACCUAUUCUCAUUUCCGCUAUGGAUCAUUUCCUGAUUAUGAAGACUUGGAAUUGGCUAUUGGGAAUGGUGUUGCUGUUGGAAAAAACUCAAUUGGGUUAGGUAAUAAUGUUACUGAUGCAACGACAUUAGACGUUGGUGAGAGAGGAGAUAUAAGCAUAGAUAACUUUGAGUAUGAUGUUGAGAAUGAAGUGUUUGUGAGGCCAACUCAAAAUGAUCCAACAUUACGCUCUUCAUCACCUCUAGGAUGUCCUGAAGUUUUAGAGGUUCCCAAGCAUAGAAGAAACAAAAACAAAAGAGGUAGAGCUGAGUAUGAAGGAAGUUCUAGCUCAAGUGGAAACAUCUCUCAAGGUGGCAUUAUGGAACAACUUAAUAAACUCACGACCACUUUCGAAGGAGUUUACAGCCUUUUGGAGAAAAGAGAAAGUCUAUUAGAGAAAAGAGAAAUGGAGAGAGGAUAUACAACUUGGGAUGUCAUCAUGGAGAUUCCAAAUUUGGAUGAAGAUACUUGUUUAAUGGCGUUUGGCUUGCUUAACACCAAAACAAAAAAGGAUGGCUUCUUGAAGAUGACUUCUACACAGCGAGCAAACUGGAUAUUCCGCAAGAUGCAAGAGCAAUAG